Molecule: messenger RNA, 2379 nt
Organism: Sphaeramia orbicularis (orbiculate cardinalfish)
Lineage: Eukaryota; Metazoa; Chordata; Actinopteri; Kurtiformes; Apogonidae
Gene: nkain1
Product: sodium/potassium transporting ATPase interacting 1
Exons: 8
Coding region: 594-1217 (207 amino acids)
Biological process (GO): regulation of sodium ion transport
Source: RefSeq, a predicted model, not a curated record
GAGAGCCCCCACCCCCUCGUCUCUCUCUCCCUCCCUCUCUCUCUGCCUCUGCCCCCCGGCUCCUCUUGCGCCCGCCCCGGCCCCGAUUGUUGACAAAAGACGCUGCGAGACGGAGCGUAAGGAGCCCAUUCUCCGGUACCGGUGAGCGGGUCUGCCCGGUUACUAGACUCCAUUCCCUGAACAGCUCCAGGAGGAGGAUCGGGACGGCGGCGGCGGCGGUGGGGGGGUGAGGAGGACUCCUUCGCUCCUAGAAAACCGUGUGGCCGAGGUGAUCCGGGUGUCGGUGGUGAUCGGACCGCAGCAGGCCGGCGUGAAGUGGACGCCCCCCUCUUCCUCUCCUCACCUCUCCUCUCCCCUCUGAAAACCACCCCAUUACUGGUAUUUACCGACAAAACCCACUGCCGCGAUGGGUCAGUCACUGUGAGAGGGAAGAGCGAGGCCAGUGUUACAGGAGGAGGAGGAGGAGGCCGUGGGCAGGUCUAUUUAGCCGGGAAUGGUGUGAUCUGAGACGGCCAGGCAGUCUGGAUCUAACCGGGGACCCCUCAUUCCCCCGGAGCCUCCGCGGCUCCAAGCCGCGUCCUGAGCCCUCCAAGAUGGGGAAGUGCGACGGAAGAUGCACGCUGCUGGUGAUAUGUUCACUGCAGUUGGUGGCAGCCCUUCAGAGGCAGGUGUUUGACUUUCUGGGCUACCAGUGGGCUCCCAUCCUGGCCAACUUCCUGCACAUUAUGGCUGUCAUCCUGGGCAUGUUCGGCACGGUGCAGUUCCGCUUCAGAUACCUCAUCUUUUAUGCAGUAUGGCUGGUCCUUUGGGUGGGCUGGAACUCUUUCAUCAUCUGCUUCUACCUGGAAGUUGGAAACCUGUCUCAGGACAGGGACUUUCUCAUGACGUUCAACACAUCCCUUCAUCGUUCCUGGUGGAUGGAGCAUGGCCCUGGUUGCCUGGUAACGCCGGUGCUUGACUCACACAUUGCCCCUGAUGACCACCAUGUCAUCACUGUCUCUGGGUGUCUCCUUGACUACCAGUACAUCGAGGUGUUGAGUUCAGCCAUUCAGAUCCUAUUGGCUCUCUUCGGCUUUGUGUACGCCUGCUACGUGAGCAAAGUCUUCCAGGAUGAUGAGGACAGCUUUGAUUUCAUCGGUGGCUUCGACUCUUAUGGCUACCAGCCUCCUCAGAAGUCCUCUCAUCUGCAACUGCAGCCGCUUUACACGGCUGGUUAACCCAUGGUAGCGCCCCCUUCAGGCCAAACCCUGACAGUGUCACUGUGGAUGGAAAAAGGUGGUGGCCCUGAUUACACUCACUCUGUGUCACAGUUUACCCGAAGAAUGGACUUAACCCCACCCAGAGGGACGGAUGAGAUGUGUGAAUGAGCGAGUGUGUGUGCGUGUGUGUGUGUGUGUGUGUGUGUGUGCGUGUGUGAAGAUGAAAUACAGCCCUGAUUCGAAUGUACAGAGCUCAGGGAAGAACCAGCAUGCCAGGUAUUGCGAUAAGACAAAGGCGAGGAAGACGACAAACAAAGAGCUGUGGACACAUCUGUUAUGUCACCAGAGACACACUUCACUACUAAAACUGCCAGCUCUCAACACUCCCACAUGUGUGUGUCUGUGUGUGUAACGCAUAUGUAUGACUGUUGUAACUCCAGACAAGGACUAGCAGGUGCUUUGUGGUAGAACCCUGGAUUCGUACCACUCAGCACCCAUGUGAUUUUUUUAAUGUUUGGGGUGCUUAUGUGUGUGUUUGAGGGGUGGGUGGGGGUCACAUAAUAAAAAGAGGCACGGCUCGUACCUGUUGUCGUUUUUAGAAUGUGGUGAUGUCAAACUAGAGCAGUCUUAUACGACCCGUUCCCAAAGCCAUCUCCCCCUUUUGUCUUGCCUGUUGAAACCAGUGUGUUGACAUUUGAGCUUACGCUGUUCACUGGCUCAUGGAGAAAAACCAAACAGAAGCUGGUGGAGCAGAAAGUGCUUAAAGAUGUGGCUUAUAUUUUUUUUUGAAAAUCCAGUUGUAGAUUGUUUUCAGGAAAAACUCAAAUCAGCUUACAUGUAAAGCUGUUGAUUAGGGCUGCAGAUGGCUUUGGGAUCAGGCAUUAGUGUGUGGGGGGAGCAGCGGGGAUACUGUGCAUGUAAAUAACCAGCCAAUGAUUGUUUUGUUGGUUCCAUUUAGAGAAACAUUUGGGUUGGGGUGGGUUGCUGGGGUGUUGGGAACAGCUGGGGGGUGGGGAUGCACAUCAAAGUUUUUCUUCAUACCUGUUUCUCUCGUUCUCUCUGUUGGAUUUCCAGAGGCUGCCUCUUUGUGAACUCAUCCCCCUUAUCACCCCCCUCCCUCCCCCCUUCACUAACUAUAACAUACACCCCUGAAGUGAAUCAACAGAGCAUGGCAAUAAUA